CCUGUGCUACCAGUCUGGUGUACUACUACUAGUACUAGUCUCGUGGUUUUCCCCCAUCGUUUCCAAUCUACUCCAAGAAGACCAAGGAGAGCAGUGGGAGGGAGGGAUCAGAGCAAAGAAGCCAUGGGGGUGCAUCCCGUGGCGGAGGCCGACGAACGGAGCCCCUUCGGCCGCCUCACCGCCGAGGAGUACUACGCGCGCCACGGCGUCACGCACUCGUCCUCCACCUUCGUCAACCCGCGGGGGCUCCGCAUCUUCACCCAGCGCUGGGUGCCCAGUGGCGGCGCCCCCGUUCUGGGCGCCAUCGCCCUGGUGCACGGUUUCACCGGUGAGUCGAGCUGGAUGGUCCUGCCCACCGCCGUCCACCUCGCCAAGGCCGGCUUCGCCGUGGGCGCCGUGGACCACCAGGGCCACGGCUUCUCCGAGGGCCUCCAGGCCCACAUCCCGGACAUCGUCCCCGUCCUGGAGGACUGCGAGGCCGCCUUCGCCUCCUUCCGCGCCGACUACCCGGCGCCGCUGCCGUGCUUCCUGUACGGGGAGUCCCUGGGCGGCGCCAUCGCGCUGUUCCUGCACCUGAGGGACAAGGAGCGGUGGCGCGACGGCGUGGUGCUGAACGGCGCCAUGUGCGGCGUGAGCCCCCGGUUCAUGCCGCCGUGGCCGCUGGAGCACCUGCUGUGGGCGGCGGCGGCCGUGGCGCCGACGUGGCACGUCGCCUUCACCAGGGGGAACAUCCCCGCGCGGUCCUUCAAGGUGGAGUGGAAGCGCGCGCUGGCGCUGGCGAGCCCGCGCCGCACCACGGCCCCGCCCCGCGCGGCGACGGCGCUGGAGCUGCUCCGGAUGUGCCGGGAGCUGCAGGCGCGGUUCGAGGAGGUGGAGCUGCCGAUGCUGGUGGUGCACGGCGGCGAGGACACGGUGUGUGACCCGGCGUGCGUGGAGGAGCUGCACCGCAGGGCGGGGAGCAAGGACAAGACGCUGCACAUGUACCCCGGGAUGUGGCACCAGAUUGUCGGCGAGCCGGAGGAGAACGUCGACAAGGUAUUCGGCGACGUCGUCGACUGGCUCAAGGCCCGCGCCUCCGCGGCCGCGGCCACCGGGACCGGCGGCAGCUCGGAGCCCCAGUAGUUGGGUCACGCAUCCGGCGCGGGCGUGUCCGUCAGGUAUACAAUCAGAAUCAGGUGCAUGUGCGCGAGGCAGAAUCGGAGUGGUCACGGGGAUGGUGUGAUGGUGUUUUGUCCAUGUGUGCUUGUGUGUGGUCCGUGGUGAAUUCCAUGUCUGAGUAGUACGGUACGGGCUUAGCAAUAAAAACUUGUUGACUUGUGUUUGAUGAA
Lolium perenne is the source of this 1328-nucleotide messenger RNA. Its product is annotated as caffeoylshikimate esterase. Lineage: Eukaryota; Viridiplantae; Streptophyta; Magnoliopsida; Poales; Poaceae. The record is from RefSeq and is a predicted model, not a curated record.